GUUUAAAUGUUACGUUGUUAUGCCAAUACCUGUAGAAGUAUUCAAUAUCCCACAAAAUGUGGCUUCAGCUGAGUUAACAAAUCGAAGAGGCUCAACAGACUUCCAAAAUUUCACUUAUGACUUAACGAUGCCAUUUCCAUUUUUACUACUGUUGUGUGGAUUUGGUUAUCUAAUAGUCAUAGGAAUAAUUUAUGCCAUUGUAAAAUCAGUAUUGGCUAAUCGUCUACCAAAGGCUAAACAGUCUACUACUAAAUUUCAACCUUUCACAUGCUGUCCAUGUUGUCUAUCAAUUGCAGAUUUAUGCAACUGUUGUAGACUAACUUCUAUUGAUGCCUGUCUUAAUGGUAUAUGCCCACAACGGAGAACACAUGAUUGUGCUGACUUAUUAUUGUGUCAGAUAUGUCUUGGACGACCUGGUCGGCUGAAAUCAUCUGUACCACUGGUUAAAUGUCCUGUAUGCUGUCGAUCAACCUAUUGUGAAGAUACGAUUAUCUGUUGCUUUUUUGUGAUUUUCGAGCUAAGCCUUUACUUCAAAAUAAUGAAUCCUAUACAUGGGUCCUUUGUGGUUAGCAAUACUGAAAGCUGAAGAACUUCUUAAUCAAUAACCAACUGCGCAACUGGGCUUACAAUGCAAACUUCGAACAUUGUGCGCUUCGGUACUUAACAGUGGAAUGGUGGGAGAUGAAAAUCCAUGGCUGUCUCGUGAAUUUCAGCAAGUUUUAAUAAAAUUGUGCAUAUCACUGACUUGAUAUAUGAGUUAUUUAACACCAAAUACCAUUUUGUAAACUUUGAAGAACUAAUAAUUUAAUGGUGCUUGUAAACUGGUAUCUCUCAUGUUAAAUCCACUACACGAGAACCAGAAUUGUUAUUCUCUAAGCUUUAACACUCUGUAUGCGCUGAAAAGUGAUAUUUUCCUGUUCAUUUCACAAUUAGCAGGAUCUUCUAAUAUUUUUAAUGUAUUUCAAUCACAUACCAUCUGUACAAUUCGAGAUACGUAAAAUCUUGUAGAUUUUUCAACGUACACCAGUGUGGUGAUGCUUGUAAACUGUC
Molecule: messenger RNA, 1050 nt
Organism: Heterobilharzia americana
Lineage: Eukaryota; Metazoa; Platyhelminthes; Trematoda; Strigeidida; Schistosomatidae
Source: the annotation of a GenBank genome assembly